Molecule: messenger RNA, 1732 nt
Organism: Hordeum vulgare subsp. vulgare (domesticated barley)
Lineage: Eukaryota; Viridiplantae; Streptophyta; Magnoliopsida; Poales; Poaceae
Product: neurofilament heavy polypeptide
Exons: 4
Coding region: 118-1383 (421 amino acids)
Biological process (GO): regulation of DNA-templated transcription
Cellular component (GO): nucleus
Molecular function (GO): protein heterodimerization activity
Source: RefSeq, a predicted model, not a curated record
AAAUGAAAAAAAAAAAGCUCCCUUUUCUCCGUCGGUUCGCGAAGCUUCCGCGCGGCCCCGAAGUAUUUUGAACUCCACUCCACAGCUCUCGGCGAGGGUUUCGGCGGCGGAGAGGAGAUGGCCGGGAAGAAGAGCGCCGCGGUGACCCCCGCGCCCUCCGACGGCGAGGAGAGCGCCGUCGUUCCCAGCUCCGCUGCCAAGCGCCAGUCCGGCAGACAUAAGAAGGACCCCGCCGCCGCCAGCCUCGGCUCCACUGCCAAGCGCGUGGCCGGGAGGCCUAAGAAGGUCGCCGGCCCCGCCGAGUCCGGCGAGGGCUCAGCUAUGAAUCCCGCGAAGGGCGACAUGGGGGACGAGGAGAAGGGGGCGACUCCGAAGAAGAAGGAGAAGGGGGCGACCCCGAAGAAGGGGGAGAAGGCGGCGACCCCGAAGAAGACGGAGAAGAAGGGGGAGAAGGCGGCGACCCCGAAGAAGGCGAAGAAGGGGGAGAAGGCGGCGACCCCGGAGAAGACGGAGAAGAAGGGGGAGAAGGCAGCGACCCCGAAGAAGGCGGAGAAGAAGGGGGAGAAGGCGGCGACCCCGAAGAAGACGGAGAAGAAGGGGGAGAAGGCGGCGACCCCGAAGAAGACGGAGAAGGCGGCGACCCCGAAGAAGACGGAGAAAAAGGGGGAGAAGGCGGCGAUCCCGAAGGAGGAGAAGGCGGCGACCCCGAAGAAGGAGGAGGAGGAGAAGGCGACGGCCCCGAAGAAGAAGGAGAAGGGGGAGAAGGCUGCUGCCAAGAAGAAAAAGGACAAGGGGGAGAUUGCGGCGUCCCUGGACAAGGAGGAGAUGGGGGACACGCUGGCCAACCUCAAGAAGAAGAAGGAGGAGGAGGAGAUGGGGGACACGCUGGCCAACCUCAAGAAGAAGAAGGAGAAGGAGGAGAUGGGGGACACGCUGGCCAACAUGAAGAAGAAGAAGAAGGAGAAGGAGGAGAUGGGGGACACGCUGGCCAACAUGAGAAAGAGGAAGCACGGCGAUCUGGAAUCCCCAAAGGCGGCGAAGAAACACAAGGGCAAGGCGGCAGGAGCGGCGCCGGCGGCAACCGAGCCCGGCACCUGCAGCUUCCCGAUGGCGCGGGUGCGGGUGCUGAUGCGGGACAAGGACGCCACCAUCCGAUCUAACACCGAGACCGUCUUCCUCGUCAACAAGGCCUCGGAGUUAUUCUUGGAGGCAUUUGUGGAGGAUGCUUAUCAGAAUGCCCUGAAGGGACGCAAAAAGUCAAUUGCCUACGAUAACCUUUCGGCGGGUGUGUGCAAUGAGAAACGGUACAAGUUUCUAUCAGAUUUCGUGCCGCUGAGGGUGACCGCUGGAGAUGCACUCAAGGCUGUGGUGGAGCGGUCUUAGACAGAGGAGGUGUCAGUCCUAGACCAUGAGGGAGACACGCAUGAUCGCCAUAGGUUCUCUUGUCGUGCGCUAAGCUAGCCUGUGCUGUUUUGUAGGGAGGGAGACGGUGGAGGUAGGGUUGUCUGGGCUACUAUGUUCUUCUAUAGUAGGUUAGGUUGAGACCAGCGUAGUUUAUGGAGAAUGUAUGUUGUGCGAAUUUAUGGAGAAUGUAGGCUGAGACCAGCGUAGUUCAUGGAGAAUGUAUGUUGUGCGAAUUGGAGUAGUUCAUGGAGAAUGUAUGUUGUGCGAAUUGGAGCGGCAACCCACCCACCCCUUGUGGCAAUGCAUGUUGAUGUGUGUCUGGUCUGAA